AUCAGCAAACAACUGUUUUCGCGGAUUUGCACAAAAAAACAUAACAUUCACCGGUAAUAAAGAUAAGGUAUUAACCUGACCUAAAGAUGACCUCUGGCUGACCUUGUUGUCCAAUCUUACCAACCAACCAAUCCAUAAUCAAUAUGGAUUUCGCUGAAGGUUUCCGCAGGUUGAAGCGACUUUUGGAAGUGCAUUCUUCGAUUCGUCGCCUCUUCCUUCUUCUCGUCAUUCUGGUCGUUCUCCUGUGGAUGGCUGGUUACAACCAUUUGCCUUAUUUGAGUCGACGACAUGUCUUUACCCCGGUCGAAUAUUGUCUCGACAGGAAAAUCAGUAAGCAUUUUGAACAUGAAGUUCACGAUAUGAGUACGAACGUAAUGCACAUUCCGAAACGGUACGACGGCGAAAAUUCAUUCCUGCCUUAUGUUGGCAAUGGCUAUAUUGGAUUGGCGAUAAGUGAAGAUGCAGCAAUAAAUGUGAAGGAUGAUAGAGGUAGAACUUUAAAUGUGCCAAUCCCGUUUCGUCCCAGUGUUCAAAUUUCUGUGAUGGAUGAAGACGAACGGCAAGAGGCUUUGGUGUCACAGUUUACUCAGGGUGUGGCCCAUCGAAUCAUGUGCAUAGCACGAGCUGAGGAAGGAUUGCUCGAAAUUUGGAGCAGUUUCUACGCCCAUCGGACCCACCCGUCUGUUCUGGAGCAAAAUAUUACCGUUCUCAACUCCCAUUCGAGACCUGUCCUCGUCCAGUUUGAUCAGUUGGGUUGGAAUAGUGAGCCACAUUUUAAGACGGAACAGAAAAAACUGGCUUUACCGGAUGGUGAGAUUCCUUACAUUAUGGGGGCUGGAAUUGUUACAACGGAAAGGACUCAAAUUAUGGUGGCCGUGGCGUAUAAAAAAGUUCCCAAUGCUGUUCAGGUGUCUCCUCAUGAAACGUUAUCUCUUCGCAUUGUCACAAUAGUCAAUUAUGCUUACAUCGUCAACAAGAAAGAUGUGGAGCGUGUUCGAGCGGAAUUGAUGACAAGGACGGAUGAGCAAUUUCGAGAAACCCUUCGUCAAAGCAGCUCUACCCUCUUCCGUGCUCACCAGGCAGCUUGGAAAGAUUUAUGGAAUUCAGGAUUUUACAUCAGCCCUUCUCGUGCAGAAGAUGCUCUUAAUGGUGACAAAAUUAACGCCACGUUGUACAACGUUCUGUCCCAGGUGCGAGAUCCGCUCCACGAGGUUGGCGUUUCAGCAGGCGAAGUGGCUGAAGCCAAUGCAGUCCUGUCCUACUCGGAAGGAUGUUACACGGGACAUCACACAUUGCAAGCGCCGAGUUUAUGGACGGCAUUGUCAACGGAAAAGGAAAUUCUACGCACUUGUAAUGUAUGGAUUAUUACUUUGGAUAAAAUGGGUUGCCAUAAACUUUUGAGAGCAGGGGCGCCUGGCGUAAUGCAAGGCAUGAUAUUAAGUUUUGGUGCGUUUAAAUUUCGAAACUCGCACCUUGAGUUUAAUACAGAGCCAAAAGACUUGCAUCGAGAUUAUCACUUUCGACGGAUUUUAUACGGUAAUUCAACCCAUCUUAAUGUCAGCGUUGUCGUCGGCGAGGAUAACAAAGCCGUCCUGCAUGUCGCCCUGGAUCGGAAAGAUAAGGACUAUUUCGCCUGCGAUGCGGGCUGUUUAGACCCACCUGUCGAACUAGGCAUUCAAAAACAACAGUUUCCUGUCAAGAUCACUGACCCAAUCACUUCCAUUUUAUACAUUACGUCGGAUCGAAGGCAUGCGGAAGAGCUUCGUGUGUCGAUACAUGUAAAAGAAAUUUUGGAAGCUCCUGCUCAUGAACAUCACGUAAUUUCCAUGCAUCGCCACGGUUCCGGAUACAGCGCCAUGUCCACAAUGUUCUGGGUCUUUCUUUCCCUUCUCAUCGUCCUCUUCCACCUCUUCCUUUUCCAUUUAGUGUACACAGAGUACUUUGGUUCUUCCCCACAAGACAACCGUUAUCGUGCAUCGAGAAAAGUAUCCGAUUUCUAAUUAUCAUCCCAUCCCACACCAUAUCUGCUCCACUGUCUCUGUGAAACUUUCCAUUUACUAUUUUUGUAUACGCUGAUGAAAAAUGAUAUCCGACUUGGUGACGUCUUACCGUCAUGUCAUGUCAUCGAGAUAAUUAUUGUCUGCCACAAUUUAUGAUCUGCUCAUUGAUUUAAAUAAGCUAAAUAUGUAGUUCUGUCCAUAAUAUGUCAUAAAGACAUUGUCAUUAGUAUUUAUUAUUUAAUUAAUUCAUUCAUUAGUUGUCUCGUAGUCAUCCUUAUCCAGACUGAGUGUGCGUGUGUGAAGCGAUAUUUUGAGUAAUAAUUUUGUAGAGGUUGUUUCAGUAAAUUUUAACAUAAUCCUAUUUAGUUAAUGUAAUUAUGUAUGUAUUUAAAUCCGAUCCAGAUCGGUAAUUUUGGGAUGACAUGAAACUAAUUAAUAUUUCACCUUUGAACUUUAACUGACUAGUCAAAAACUUUUACUUUUAAUAGUUUUGAUGAACGUUUACUCUAGUAGAACUAACUUGUAGAAUAGAAAUGUGGGAUAAAAUCGGGGUGCUGGUGCUCGGAUAAUUUUUUUUAAGCUGGCAGGAUUUUUAUACCCUGCAAAAAUGUAUUACCAUUAGAAUUUAUAAUUGUCGAACAAGUGGAGGAAGUUCCAAGUAGAGUUUAGUUAUAAAGUAGUAUUUAGUUUUUGGAAGAUGUGCCUUUUACCAAAAAAUGUACCAAUUUUUUAUUAGGUAGCAAAUAUUGAGUAGCUCUGACAUCCAUAUUGUCUAACCAAACUUGUCUUUUUCAGUAAAAUUAUAAGUAUGGAUGAUAAGCAGUAGAACUUAUUUUUAUAUAAUCUCGUAUCAAAGACACGUACGUGAUGACUUUACAAUGCCCAGUUAUUAGUAAUUAUUACAUAAAUAUUUAGAUUGUUACGCGUAUAUAAUAUUAUAUAGAUUUAGUAGAGGAACAAUCAUUAGAUACCAAUUUUGGCACCUUUUUCAUAAAUUUGUCUUUUACGUAGAUUUACUUACUUUAUUGUACGCCACUGAACUGAAUAUUGACGAUAAUUAAUUAAAUGACGAUAAUUUACUUGAUAAAGUUGAUGAAGAAAGAGAAACAUAGAACAAAAUAAUAAUUAAUUGUAUGAAAGACCGAAUA
Folsomia candida is the source of this 3148-nucleotide messenger RNA. RefSeq lists its product as uncharacterized. The coding region runs from base 144 to 2000 and encodes 618 amino acids. The transcript has 12 exons. Lineage: Eukaryota; Metazoa; Arthropoda; Collembola; Entomobryomorpha; Isotomidae. The record is from RefSeq and is a predicted model, not a curated record.